Messenger RNA from Phyllopteryx taeniolatus (common seadragon), 14740 nucleotides. It is a transcript of the gene cacna1aa, whose product is annotated as calcium channel, voltage-dependent, P/Q type, alpha 1A subunit, a. Lineage: Eukaryota; Metazoa; Chordata; Actinopteri; Syngnathiformes; Syngnathidae. Gene Ontology annotation, cellular component: membrane; voltage-gated calcium channel complex; neuronal cell body. Gene Ontology annotation, biological process: chemical synaptic transmission; calcium ion import across plasma membrane. The transcript is spliced from 49 exons. Gene Ontology annotation, molecular function: high voltage-gated calcium channel activity. The record is from RefSeq and is a predicted model, not a curated record. The coding region runs from base 1310 to 8860 and encodes 2516 amino acids.
CUGUUGGCAUUUUUGGUCUUCAUUGCGGCUGACGUGAUAUUAGCAGCGCAAAAAAAAACCAAAAGGCAUACGUGUGCAAGUAAAUGCUUGCGUCAUCAGGUAUGUGCAGCUGCAGCGCGCGCAUAAGAUGCGCGGCUGUGUAAUUUAGACACACUCCGCUUCUAUCAUUCCUUUCGUUAUUGUCUCCAUCCAUCCAGCCAGCCACCCAUUCCUGCGUCCCUCUCCUCCCCUCGGGGCUGCUGGUGGAGGAAACCACCCACCCCCCACCACCACCACCACACACGCCAAUGAGAACGGGAGGACGCUCUAGCAGGACAUCCAAGAGAUCCAAGAGGACGGAGGUUCGGCUUCAUCGGGGCACGGUGAGGGCGUGUAAAACGGCUGGGGAGAGGCCGCCCCACGCGUGUCUUUGACGCCGCGUCCUGUCCGUCGGUGGAUGGCUCGGCAGCUGUUGCAAGCAGGGAGGAGGAAGCUGUUCGCCGCUCUCAUCUCCACUACGAAGGCAUGGACAUUUAAAAACAACGCGGAAUUCUCCGUCUUUCUCCUUUUUGCACGGUGUUUUAUAUUUUUCAACCAAUGAAAUGAUUUUUCCCCCCUCUCACGUUCGAGGCUUGUGAGAUCCUACACUUUAAGGUAAAAUUAGCAGUGGCACGUAACACUACCAAAUAUUGCGGAUGUUUUAGAAAUAAUUAAAUAAAUAAUAUGGUCGCGUUUCAUUUCCGAUGCUUUUUAAGUGAACGCGGUGGUUUCAGGGAUGGCGAAUUGCACGAAAACCACGAAACAUUUGAGCUGUUUUUUUUUGUGUUUUUUUUUUAACAUUAGAUGCCGUGAAUGUGAUUUAUUACUGAGGCUCGUGUCGUUUUAAAGGCGUCUGUACUGUAAUGACAUGUUGUCAUGACAGAGAAGAACUAAAUCUUGUGGUGCCUGUGGAGCGGUCUUGAUGCGGCAGGCAUGACCAACCAUGGUUCAUGUUGAAUAAGUCCCCAUGAUCUGGCGGUGGAUGGGGGGUGGUCAUCCUCAGGGUUUGGACGGAUCCAAGACGAGCGUAGGACUUGAGACGCCCUUCAUUGUGAACCGAAAGACCAAACAUUUGAUUCCUCGCACCCACGAUUUGCACCUGGCAGAGACGCAGAGGGAAGGUGGUCUGUGCAUGGGCCCCCGGGUUGCUUAGACCAGAGGCUGCAGAACCGCAACCCAUUUGAACAUAUGAGAUGUUCUGAUCCGGAUGGGAUGUAAUGUGUGGCUGUGCAGCUGAGCACCGGUCUCCUUCUCCGCUGCUUCGUCAAGAUUGGCUUCUGGUUUCCGGAGAAUGGCACGGUUUGGAGACGAGGUACCGGCCAGGUACGGAGGAGGGCCCGGCGGAGGGGGCCCGGGUGGCCGUGGCGGAGGGAGACAAGGAGGGCCACACGGACACGGACAUGGUCACGGGCACGGACAUGGACAUGGCCACGGACAUGGGCACGGGUUGGGCCACGGUCCAGCAGGGGGGCCAGGAGGCCAGAGAAUGUACAAGCAAUCCAUGGCUCAGAGGGCCCGGACUAUGGCCCUGUACAACCCGAUACCUGUACGCCAGAACUGUUUCACUGUCAACCGCUCCUUGUUCAUUUUCAGUGAAGAUAACUUUGUGAGAAAAUACGCCAAAAAGAUCACCGAAUGGCCUCCAUUUGAGUGGAUGAUUCUCGCCACCAUCAUUGCCAACUGCAUCGUCCUGGCCCUGGAACAACAUUUGCCCGACGGUGACAAGACCCCACUGUCUGGACGUCUGGACGCUACAGAGAUGUAUUUCAUUGGCAUCUUCUGUUUUGAAUCUGGUAUAAAGAUCCUGGCUCUGGGUUUUGCCUUCCACAAGAACUCGUACCUGAGGAAUGGAUGGAAUGUCAUGGACUUUGUGGUGGUGCUCACAGGGAUUCUGUCCACUGUGGGCUCAGAUUUUGACCUGCGGACCCUCAGAGCUGUUCGAGUUUUGAGGCCCCUCAAACUGGUGUCUGGUAUUCCCAGCCUACAGGUGGUGCUCAAAUCCAUCAUGAAGGCCAUGAUUCCUCUGCUACAAAUUGGCCUCCUGCUUUUCUUCGCCAUUCUCAUGUUCGCCAUCAUCGGCUUGGAGUUUUACAUGGGCAAAUUCCACAAAACCUGCUUUGACAAUCACACAGGGGAGAUCCGAGAAGAGUUCCCAUGUGGGACGGAACCUCCGUCGCGAUUGUGUCCAGAGGGUACCACGUGUCGAAAGUACUGGCUCGGUCCAAACUAUGGCAUCACCCAGUUUGACAACAUCCUUUUUGCUAUCCUCACCGUCUUCCAGUGUAUCACAAUGGAGGGCUGGACUGAACUGCUGUACUAUAGCAACGAUGCCUCAGGGAGCGCAUGGAACUGGAUGUAUUUCAUCCCCCUUAUUAUCAUUGGCUCCUUCUUCAUGCUCAACUUGGUGCUGGGUGUGCUGUCAGGGGAGUUUGCCAAAGAGAGGGAGCGAGUGGAAAACAGAAGUGAGUUCCUGAAGCUGAGGAGGCAGCAGCAGAUUGAAAGGGAACUCAAUGGUUACUUGGAGUGGAUCUGCAAAGCUGAAGAGGUUCUCUUGGCAGAUGAUGAAAAUGAAAAUGAUUAUGACGGCUCCCGCAGGAGAGCCACCAAGAACCACAAGAGCAAAGCUGAGCUUCUAAACCCAGAGGAGGGGGAGGGAGACCUGGCAGUUGGUUCACCAUUUGCCCGCGCUAGCUUAAAAAGCUCAAAGCUAGAAGGAUCAACUUUCAAGAGGCGAGAAAGACGACUGCGCUUCUUUAUCCGACAUAUAGUGAAGUCCCAGGCCUUCUACUGGACUGUACUAUGUUUGGUGGGCCUCAACACGCUGUGUGUGGCUGUCGUGCACUACGACCAGCCAGAACCACUUUCAGAUUUUCUAAAUUAUGCUGAAUUCAUCUUCCUGGCAAUAUUCUUGACGGAGAUGUUUGUCAAGAUGUAUGGUCUGGGAAAGCAGGCAUACCUCAACUCCUCUUUCAACUGCUUCGACUGCAUUGUGAUCUGUGGCAGCAUAUUUGAAGUGCUGUGGUCCAUUAUCCAGCCGGGCACGUCAUUUGGCAUCAGCGUUUUACGAGCUCUCAGGUUAUUGAGGAUCUUCAAGGUCACCAAGUAUUGGGCAUCUUUAAGGAACCUUGUCGUGUCUUUGCUCAACUCCAUGAAGUCCAUCAUCAGCUUGCUCUUCCUCCUCUUCCUCUUCAUAGUUGUCUUCGCCCUGCUGGGAAUGCAGCUCUUCGGAGGACAGUUUAAUUUUGAAAAUGGCACUCCUUCAACAAACUUCGAUACCUUCCCAGCAGCAAUAAUGACAGUGUUUCAGAUCCUGACAGGUGAAGACUGGAACAUGGUGAUGUAUGCGGGCAUCAAGUCUCAGGGCGGAGUCAACAAGGGCAUGGCCUUCUCAGUCUUCUUUAUCGUGCUCACUCUUUUUGGCAACUAUACUCUGCUGAAUGUCUUCUUGGCUAUCGCUGUGGACAAUUUGGCCAACGCACAGGAGCUAACCAAGGAUGAGCAAGAGGAGGAGGAGGCUGCCAGUCAGAAGAUCGCGUUGCAGAAAGCCAAGGAGGUGGCGGAAGUCAGCCCCCUGUCGGCUGCCAACCUCUCCAUAGCAGCCAACAAAGUACACAGUGAUUGUCACAACGCUACUGACCCCUUUCUGGACUGUAAGGAGCAGCAGAAGAACCACAAUAAGGGGCUCAAUAAGUCUGUGUGGGAGCAGCGCACCAAGGAGCUGAGGAAGCAAACUCUGGCAUCAAGCCGAGAAGCCCUCUACAACGAGCUGGACACUGAAGAUCGCUGGAAGGCAAGGACAGGGAGGGAAGAACACAACGAUGUCAACUACUCGCGCCAUGUCCGACCAGAUAUGAAAACUCACCUGGAUCGACCUUUGGUGGUUGACCCCCUGGAGAACCGCAACAACAAUACCAACAAGAACACUGACAACAAUCCAGACCUCUGCUUCAGCCAGCAGCAUCCUGCCGAUGACCUCCACAGAAAAACGCGCCACCACGAACACGGUGGUCAAGGAGGCCCCAUCAAAUCUCCUCCAGAGCGAGGCGAGUCUACUGAGAGCAGGCGUAGCCGGAAAGGUACGCAUCACCAUCGUAGCUCCCAUGUACGAUUGGAUACAACUGCGAUUCCCGGGCCGGGCUCGGAGGAGAGGCCGACGAGGCGCCAUCAUCACAAUCGCAGCGGAAGUCGAGGGACAGGACAGUCCGAACACAGGAGACCUAGAAUGCAUCGCAGGAAUGAUGAAGACGAAGAUGGUCGAGAAGGAGCUGGAAAAGCAGGAAGACACAAGAACAAAGGGGUCGAAGAAGGUGGGGAGGGAGAAGAGAAGGAAGCAGCUGUUGAUGGAAGUGAGAGGAGGCCGAGAAGAGGUCGCCAUAACAACCAGAUGGAAGGAGAGGGGAAGAAGAUGUGCCAGCAUCGACGGAAGGAUGGUAGUGUUCUCAACCUCUCCACCACGAGGCCCAUCCAAAAGAGGCUGUCCAGGCAGGACAGGCAGGACAGUGAAGAUAUGGACAACCUCAUGAAUACCAAACUGGUUUCAGGCUCCGCCCCUUCCAUCGAGCAUCACCCAAUUCCACUUGCCAACCACACUGCAGACCCCGGCUUUGAAUCCGCCUUCCAACUUGCUAACAGUGGCGGUCGAGGGAGUUUAGUCAGAUUAGACAGCUACGGGAACGUCGGACAUCGCCGUGCCAACAACAUCAUCAGACAGCCCCACCCCGACCACAUGGCUGUGGACAUGCCAAUUUUUCCGUCCACCAAUGCCAUCCUGCAGGUCAAUAAAAAUGCAAACACAGAGCCUUUACCAGCGAAGGAGGACAAGGACGAUGAUGAUGAUGAUGCAAAGGGAGGUGAUGGAGGACCCAGGCCCAUGCCUCCCUUUACCUCCAUGUUUAUACUGACCACCACUAAUCCGUUUCGUCGGGCCUGUCACUACAUCUGCACCCUGCGCUACUUUGAGAUGUGUAUUCUGCUGGUCAUUGCCAUGAGUAGUAUUGCCCUUGCUGCCGAAGACCCCGUCUGGCCUGAUUCUACUCGCAACAAUGUCCUGCGCUAUUUUGAUUAUGUCUUCACUGGAGUGUUCACAUUUGAGAUGCUAAUUAAGAUGGUGGACCUGGGGUUGGUCUUGCACCAGGGCUCUUAUUUCCGUGACUUGUGGAACAUCCUUGACUUUAUUGUGGUUAGUGGUGCGCUGGUGGCCUUCGCCUUCACGGGGAGCAGCAAAGGAAAAGAUAUCAGCACCAUCAAGUCUCUGAGGGUUCUCAGAGUGCUGCGGCCACUUAAGACGAUAAAACGUCUUCCCAAACUCAAGGCUGUUUUUGACUGUGUGGUGAACUCUCUGAAGAACGUCCUCAAUAUUCUGAUCGUCUACCUGCUCUUCAUGUUCAUCUUUGCUGUGGUGGCUGUGCAGCUCUUCAAGGGACGUUUCUUUUUUUGCAGUGAUGAAUCCAAAGAGUUUGAGCGUGACUGCAGAGGCGAGUUUUUGGUGUAUGGGCGUGAUAACGAAGUGAAAGCACAGAAACGGGAGUGGAAGAAGUACGAAUUCCACUACGACAAUGUGGCUUGGGCCCUGCUCACCCUCUUCACCGUGUCAACCGGAGAGGGGUGGCCGGAUGUGCUGAAACAUUCAGUGGAUGCGACUUACGAGAAUCAGGGCCCCAGCCCGGGGUAUCGGAUGGAGAUGUCCAUCUUUUACGUCGUGUACUUCGUGGUCUUCCCCUUCUUCUUUGUCAAUAUCUUCGUGGCUCUCAUCAUCAUCACCUUCCAAGAGCAAGGGGACAAAAUGAUGGAGGAUUAUAGUUUGGAAAAGAAUGAGAGAGCUUGUAUCGAUUUUGCCAUCAAUGCCAAGCCUCUGACUCGCCACAUGCCCAAGAACAAGCUCAGCUUUCAGUACCGCAUGUGGGAGUUUGUGGUGUCGCCGCCAUUUGAGUACACUAUCAUGGCAAUGAUCGCGCUCAACACAAUUGUCCUUAUGAUGAAGUAUGAUGGAGCUUCAGAUAUCUACGAAGAUGUGUUAGCCAACCUCAACAUAGUGUUUACCUCUCUCUUCUCCAUGGAGUGUGUACUCAAGAUUAUUGCCUUUGGAGCACUGAAUUAUUUUAAAGAUGCCUGGAACAUUUUUGACUGUGUGACUGUUCUAGGCAGCAUCACUGACAUUCUGGUUACUGAAUUUGGGAAUAACUUUAUCAACCUGAGUUUCCUGAGGCUGUUCAGGGCAGCUCGCCUCAUCAAGUUGCUGAGGCAAGGAGAAACAAUUCGCAUCUUGCUCUGGACCUUCGUUCAGUCCUUCAAGGCUCUGCCUUAUGUAUGCCUCCUCAUUGCCAUGCUCUUCUUCAUCUAUGCCAUCAUUGGGAUGCAGCUUUUUGGCAAUAUUGCUAUUGAAGAAGACGGAGAGGGUGCCAUCGACCAACACAACAAUUUCAGGACCUUCGUUCAGGCUCUCAUGCUGCUCUUCAGGAGUGCAACUGGGGAGGCGUGGCAUGAGAUCAUGCUGGCGUGUCUGGGGGGCAAACCGUGCGACGAGCUGUCAGGGAAUACAGAGCCGGAGUGUGGCAGCCAAGUGGCUUACCUCUACUUUGUCUCCUUCAUCUUCUUCUGUUCAUUUUUGAUGCUGAAUCUGUUUGUGGCUGUCAUCAUGGACAACUUUGAGUACUUGACCAGAGAUUCUUCCAUACUUGGACCUCACCACUUGGAUGAGUAUGUCAGAAUAUGGGCCGAGUAUGAUCCUGCUGCCUGUGGCAGAAUCAGUUGCAGGCAAAUGUAUGACAUGCUGAGGCACAUGUGUCCUCCACUAGGCCUCGGGAAGAGGUGUCCUGCACGGGUGGCCUACAAGAGACUGCUCCGCAUGGAUCUGCCCGUGGCUGACGACAACACGGUCCACUUUAACUCCACCCUCAUGGCUUUGAUCCGCACUGCGCUGGACAUCAAGAUCGCCAAGAUUUCUGAAGGUGGCAUUGACAAGCACCAGAUGGAUGCAGAACUGAGGAAAGAGAUGAUGGCCAUCUGGCCCAAUCUCUCCCAGAAGCAUCUAGACUUGCUGGUUACGCCCCACAAGUCAGCGACAGACCUCACAGUUGGCAAAAUCUACGCUGCCAUGAUGAUCAUGGAGUACUACCGCCAGAGCAAGAUCAAGCGCUCGCAGGCACUCCGGGAUGAGCAGAAUCGAACGCCAUUACUGUUUCAGCGCGUGGAACCGCCUUCCCCCACCCAGGACGGAGGUCCGGGCCUCAACAAUGCCCUCCCUCCACCUGAGACAACAGAGACAAUGAGCAACCUCCCUGUGGAAGCCGGGGUCCCGGAGAGCCACUCAUGGGUCACAGCGCGUGCUCAGGAGAUGUCUCAAAAGGUCGGAAGCUGGAGCCCUGAAGAUGGCCUGGGAAGCAUGACCACCUCCCAGACGGUAGAGAUGAGAGAGAUGGGGCAGGAUGGUUACUCGGAUACUGAGCACUUUCCACCAAUGGACGGCCACGGCAGGGCCGCUUCCAUGCCCCGCCUACCAGGCGACAACCAAAAGCGGAGGAAGGGGAAGCAGCGUGGCAGUCACCUCAGUACCAUCAGUGACAACAGCCCCAUGAAGCGCUCGGCCUCAUCGUUAGGUCACAGCAGGUCAGGGCGCGGCAGCCGAGACAAAGGAGGCCCAGAUGCUUACAACAUGGAGCGUGUAAUAUCUGAGGAAGGUCGGGCUUCCCGGCACGGGCACAGGAGAAAAGAGCGCAGUCAUCGUGCCUCCGAGAGGUCACUGUGUCGCUACACGGAGGCUGACACAGGUCUUGGCACAGACACCCAGUCAGUUGACCUGAUGUCCAAGGACAGGGAUCGGGACAGAGAUCGUGGCAGGUCCAAAGACCGCAAGCACCAUCACCAUCAUCACCACCAUCACAGUUCCGUGGACAAAGAACGCUACGCUGCGGAGCGAGGUGGAGAGUACGGCCGCAAGCCUUCUCGUGACAGAGAGCCCGACAGGGAGAGGGAGCGAGAAAGGGACCCGCGCUGGUCACGAUCCCCCAGCGAGGGUCGUGACUGCAUGACACACAGACAGGGCAGUAGUUCAGUCAGUGGAAGUCCUGUUCCAUCAACCUCCGGGACUAGCACGCCGCGCCGAGGCCGACGACAGUUGCCUCAGACACCCGCGACGCCCCGCCCCCACGUUACGUACUCCCCUGUAGUCCGUAAGGCCGUGCCCUCGCAACCUGCGGGGCCGCAGGGGCGGGCACCAGCCCCAGCACCCCGACGAUUAUCUCCUGAUGCCCCCCAAGGUCAGGUUCCUCUUGCUGGCGUUCCGCCGACCCACCAUGGCGUGCCCCGCCAGGGUCAUCACCCCCCACUUCGCUGGGCGGACACAGAUGGAGGAUCCAUAGAAGGGGACGGCUGCUUUUACAACCAAAACUACAUACCCCACCAUGAACCACCCGCCCACGAGCCAGGCAGCAACCCCCACCCGCACCCGCACCCGCACCCCUUGGCCAGCCACCCAUUGCCACCUCCUCCCCAACCACAGCCACGCAACCUACACCCCCUCCCUCCACCCCAGCCGCACCCGGUAAACAACCCCCACCCUCACCCCUUGCCGCCAUACCCACAGCCAAACCGUACCUCACCUCGGACCGUCCACCACGUGCCCCCUUCAAGCACUCCCCUGACCGGGCCCCUUCAGGGUCAAGUGCAACCUCCCGUCCAACGUCGCCUACCCAACGGUUACCGCGCUUCGUCACCUUCCACACAUCUCCAUGGACCCCAACACAGUGGGCCUCACAAGGUACCACCCCCAGGGGGACACCCUAGAGGACCCCGCAAGGGCCUGCACGAACACUAUUGCGAGAAGGAGCAGGACGACUGGUGCUAGCCUCUGGGGAUCGGAGAGGGACGUAAGGAUGCGGACUUACGUGACAUCAGCCCUUCUCUUUGCCAGUCCUUGAAAUGUCGCGGGAACGCUGGGCUUGACCAGGCGUCAGGAUGAAGGAAUGAAACACGGAUGCUUAGGCACGAGCGGGGAGGGGGAGGAAAUACAAUACAGGAAGGGGUACCAAACGUGCAUUGAUGUUGCAUUCAUCACUUAGCAAACGUCAAACUACAACUUUGAAGGAUGCAAAUAGGAGGGGUGAUCUUAAAUUCUGCCUCUGGUCAAGAGCUACAGCCACUUACAAGAUGUCAAGAGUUGCGACUCAAAAAAAAAAGAAAAAAAAAACAAAAGAAAAAGAGAAAAAAAAAGACACUUUACAGUCAGAGAUAAAAAUAAGAUUUAGUUUUUUUUUUUUUACUUCCUAAAGCUAACUUGAAUUGUAUUAGCUGGAAAGGAAGUCAAUUCCAAAGCCACUUGUUGAAUAUUGAUGAGUUUUAUCAUCUGUGUCUUUAAAUAAGAACAAAACUGACGCCGAGCCCUCCGCCUGUAUGAGGCGAGAGGCGUACUGUAAGUGGGUGGGAUAGUUGGGGGUGAGGGGGGAUGUCGACUCGGGUUGAAUGGAACCCGAGGAUGUUUACCCUUAUUCCUGGAGAUCGCCCUCCACCCGGGAACAGACUACUCACACCGUCGUCCGCCGUGUUGAAGAAAAACAGAGUGAUGAUGGGUUUAACCACCAAACCAGUUUUCUGCAGCAUUUCUUCUUCUCUUACUGCAGCUUCUGCUUCUUCCGCUUCUUCUUCAAAACACUCAAGCGUGAAUCUUCUGUUGUACAACCACACAGCUUUUUUAAGACGUGUGUAACCCUGUGUGAUCUUGCAUGAAUGAUUAAAAGGAAAUACUAGGAACAAUGAGAAUCUACUGUAUGUAAGGGGAGGGAUAUUUUUCUUCCUGUUGUAGGCUGUAGGUUUCUGCCCUUUUUUGGGGGGGGAUUACCUUUCUGUUUCUCUCUCUUUCUUCCCCUUUUUGACAUUCCUCUCUAUAUAACCUCAUAUUCAGUCAAAAGGUCAUAGAGAGGUCAUGUGUCAUUGUAAGUAAGAAAAAAAAAAAAAAAGAAUUAUUGCUUGCGUGUCUCAAUGUUGUGUGCCAAAUGCCUGCCACUCACGCAGAUGGAAAUGCACUUUUUUCUUCUGAACUUUUUUAACAACGGUGAUAAUCUUAAAAUGAUAAACUGGCAAGCAGGGUAAAGUGGAUGUGGCAGCAUUCGUCUUUAUUGGAAACAUUUCUGAGCUCUUCCAGAUACUCCGGUGAGAAACAGAUGGACAGAAAGGUGGAGAGUGGAGAGAAACUUGUUUUCUUUGACCAUAACAAGGGAACGCGUACAUGCAAUGUAAUAAUCAUGUGGAUCAUAAAAUGGAUUGUCCCAUUUUAGGAAUAUGUCCAGCUAGCCACUUUUCAAACCCUGGGGUGCAACUCUGCCCCAUUGCAUCAUGGGAGAUUGAUUUUCUUGUCUAGAUAAGGUGCCCAAAAAGUAAUUUUUAAGUUUAAGGCUACACUGGAACCUUCAAAGUUGACCAGAAUUUAUACUGUGACUUCAAAUUAAUUCAAUUUAAAAAAUAAAAUACAUAUUUCAGUUCAGAUCAAUUAGAUUACAGGGAUGCAAGAAGUUGUCUUGCGUAGCCACAUUUCACUUUGCAUAUGUAUCAUUUACCAUAUAAUUUGAUCAAUAACCGUAAAGACACUAAAAAGUCUAAUUUGGCAAUUGUUUUAAUGCUGAAACAGCUACACCUAAAGUCCAAUUUUCAAAAAGUUGUUGAUGAUUUUAAACUUUAGGCAUUCAUUGUAAAGGCAAUCCUUAUUGAAAGAGCAAAUAUUGGUGUCCCUCUGAAAUACACUUCUUGCAAAACGGUGAAGACAAAAGUGCAUAACGGUAAAGACACGCAGCUUCAUAAAAAUCGUAUGACUUGCACAAUUUACAUUACACGUGUUGCCCGCCAAAUUCUGUGGAUCAAAAUGUAUAAAUGAUCCUAUAACUUUUCAUUAAACCCAUUACAUUCUUGUCUUUAUACAAUUGUAAUCAUGGUAAAAUCCUGCAGUAGUUCCAAUUCAUUCACACAUAUUCAGUCAUAUCUCAGAAAUCAAACCAUUUAUUUUGCUGUCUACUAUUCUAAUGCAAAAUAGCUGCCUCAUCCUGGCACUUAAGCUCACAGAUCCCUCUGGUGUACUGCAACAACAUAAUGAGGCUCUCUCCAGUGCCAUUAACGGGAAAGACAGCUUGAGUGACAAAGACAAAUCAUUUGUAAAAGAACCAAAAAAAGGAACUCUGAAGACACAAAGAUGCAUUUGUGUUAGUUUUCAUGGGCAAUAGGAGAAAUAUCCUAUAUAUAUCCAAAAAUGUAAUUAGCAUCUUCAGAAAUGUUGCAAAUCAUGAAACUUCAUUUGGUACACAUAACAGUAUAGACAUUUUGUCAUUCAAAGUCUGAAAAUUAUUACUUCAGAUUUUUUUUUCUUAAAAACAAUAACAUUUUGAAUGAUAACAACUGCCUUUAAUUCAAACACUUAUAUCAGUAAAUUUGAUUUUCAACCUGAACUUUAAUGGGGUAUGUCUUUACCAUUAUUGAUCAAAUUAUAUAAACAUGAACCAUAUACAUUCCAUCUUUUUUUAUUUAUUUAUAGUAUGAUGCUUAUGAGCAUUAGCAUUUUAAUAUUAUUGCCAACACUUGUUUUUUUUCACUGCACAGUACCAACUCAGCACAGUUACAUUUGCUACAGGAUCGGUUAGUUGAUUUUCCACUUCGAAAUAGUACUGCGAGAAACAGCAUCAGUCAGAAAAAGACACGCUAACAACAACGAUGCCAGAGGUCUCAUGUACUUACCUCUCAGCAUGUGGCUGUUGGCCAAAUUUUAUUCGAGAAGAGAUGGAGAACCGCUGCAGCAAAGUGGAGACUGAGGAGUAUAAUACUGCAUAAUAACAACAGGGGAGGCUACAUUAGCAAGCAUGCAUAUUUUUGUCAUUUUAAUCAUGUCUCAAUAUCAGUACUCUACAAGAAAUAGUACUACCUGCAUCCUUAAUGCGGAGUUGUGUCAUUCGGUACUGAGCAGCCUGGAUAGGGACCAGGCAACUGCGUAGCUACUUUGAAUACAAGACCAAGCCAACUAGGCAAAACCCUGUUCUUUUUUUACAAUUAGCACCUACGACGGGAACAUGUGUGCUGCCUUCCAACGUCAUGCAUCUAGAUUCUGUGAUCCUAAUUUUCCUCUUUGCCAUCACUGACAACCUUCAGUGGAAAAAUACACUUGCAGAACAUAUCAAGAAUAUUUUGGUUGCAGCCUUAAGGGUGUUCGACGUUGGAGGUUCCAGUGUAUUUUGACAAUUUGGAUGGAGAACGGUGUCAAACCACGGCUUCAUGGGGCCUUAAGCAGCAUUUGAUUUUGCACCCCCAUUCCACCAGGUUUAUAGAGGGUGUGCCAAAAGUCACUAUUCACUUCUUCUCUUAUCAUAUCAUUUCAGGCCAUCGGCGUUUGAUGACUUAGGCCUGGCAGUUUUUUUGUAAGCAUGCCCUUCCCCGUGGCUCGCUAUUUGACACUGGAGCAGCGUUGCAAAACUCCCACCUGGCAAGAAGUUUUUCUCUCCCCGACUGCAGUUCAGCACCGGUUUGAGAAGCUCAAAGCACACACAGUACAAUUUACACAUGGCAAAAUUCCCGAAACAGGAUCUGUUCUUGAGAAACAACGCAGCAGAAAGUUUGCUAUUACCACUACCGAUGCAAACACCAAACUCCUAGAGCAGGCGUUCUCCCAAAACCGGGGAAAGGGGCUGCAAUUCGACAUCAACAAACCCUUCAGCAGAUGAUUCGGCGAGUGAUAAAAACUUUACCCGCAUAGACUUCAGGUCGUUCGAAAGUUUCACACAGAAGAUGAUGAUGCUUGACAACCUGAAGUCAGUAUGUUAGGCUUCAUCACGUUCUCAAGCAAACAGGUGCUGAACUGCGGAAGCAAUUCUGCUCCAAUGUCAAUUGACGAGCCAUGGGCAAGGAAUGAUAUGCUUAGAAAAAGCGCGAAGACUAAGCUGUUAAAUGCUGACGGCUUCCCAUCUGUCCCAGUGAUACCUGUAACAAACUAGAAAAACGUGUAUGUGUAUAGUGACUUUUUGGACACCCUGUAUAUUUGUGUUAAAAAAUAUAUAUGUACUGUAUCCUCACGCUUUUUGGGCCCCAAGCAGCUGCUUAGUUUGCUUAUGACCCCAGCCACACAUCCCAUGUCCUGUAUUUUCAAAAUUCCCAUCCUGCACUGAGGCAGUUCCACCCAUGACCUUCAUGAUCGCAUCCCUCUGCCCACACUUGUAACCCUUAUAGACCAAGAAAACAUUUGAGCUCAAUCUGCCACAACACUACUACAGGCUGCCUUGUCUGUUUGAACCCACACAGGCAAGUUAAUUACACAAGGUCAGUAGCUAAAAACUUGUAUGUGGUCCAAGAAAACACUAACGCUUUGUAUCACUCAUGUGUAUAUAUCUAAUUUGUUUCUGUGUUUCUACGUGUGCCUCGGACUAACGCAUUUCACAAACACCACUGUCAGCAUUCUUGGGGUUAUGUGAAACUGUUAUUUUCUGUUUUAGCUGGAGACCGAUCACAGAUUGACCACAGAAUGCACCCGAAAAAAUGAGCAAAGACGAGAAAAAACAAAACAAAAAGAAACCUAUCAGUGUCUUUCCAACCUCAGCGGAAUGUCACGGAAAAGUAUUUUUUCACAACACUUUGGAAUGAGAUAGCACAUAAGUUAUGUAGCAAAUACUUGUGGUGUGUGUGUGGCUGUGUGUGCGCAUGUGUGUUAGAGGGAGUGAUAUUUUUCCACAUUUUUCAUUGGUUGCAACUUUUUGGUCUCAAGAAAAACCCCUCAGAUGUUGUGGGUGUGUGUGUUUGUGCUACUGUCUUUCUGUCUUUGUGCGGCAAAACAUUUGACAUCCCACCUUUAUCGUGAGGACAUUUUUCUUUGGGUGGAUAUUUUUACUGAUCCAUACCUAAAAAAAAUAUAUAUAUAUAAAAUUCAAAAUUGUAUGCGCGAUGUCAAAACAGAUGGAACGUGCAAAGCUGAGAUCACUCACCAUCCUUUUUUGUUUGUUUGUUUAUGCUGCAGUGAAAUCUACACUAAUUAACCACACUAAGUCUUCAAAAAGCAAUGUAAAGCCGCAAAUGAGAAGAAAAGAAUCUUUGUUUGUUUUUUUAAAUAGAAAUGUUUUAAAAAAAAAAAAAAAAAAAAGGUUUAAAAAAUAUCUAUAGUUCAAGAACUGCAUGUGCUAUGUGCAUGCCACACUGUGGGUUAACAGUCAUCUUCAGGACAUAAAAGAAAAACAGACUAAUGAAUUCAUAGAUGUUUUAAAAAAAAAAAGAUAUAUAAAUAGAUGUUUUUAAAAAGCAACCUUUUUUUCUUCUAUUUUUGAGAACAAAAAAUAUUACAAAAAAGGACCAAAAAAAUAAAAAUAGGGGAUCGAAACACAAAAGAGACUUUGGUGAGAGUCUAUUUGUUUUUUUCCCCUGUGACAUGAGCUUGAGGCACCACACAAAGUUGAAUGUUGAAGACACCACAGAAUAUGGGGGGGGAAUGUAAACAAAGAAAGGAAGUGCAGAUCCAAUGAUGAUUAUGAUGAUGUGUUUUGUCGAUAUUGUUCGUGCAGGGCGAGGGAUACCAAAUUGGAUCAUACUAACUGCCUGUGGAAUCUCUUUUCUCUCCUUUUCUCGCUUUCCAAACGCUGUCUCUUUCACACUCUUAAUCUCUCUUUCACUCUCAACCUGUCUCAGCACAAUUUCUACCAGUGCAUUUUGUAAUUCCGAACAGAACUCUUCCUAAAGAAUAAUAAAUGAAUUAAAAAAAAACUGAGAGAAUGCA